AUGUUAAGGGGGAGUCUUUUAGAGUUGAUAACGAAGAGGGACGCGGGAAAUAGAAGGCGAAAAGGAAACCACAAGGAAAGAAAAAAGAGUGAAAGGACUCGCAACAAUGUGCUGCAAAGAUUGGAGAUUUGCGUGGAGUUGCUGAAACUAGCCAUAGAGUUUGUCAUGGUCGUAGCUGAAGCAGUUGGGGUUGUCAUUCACCAAAAUGACAGGGCGCCGGUGUUAACGGGUAGGCGGUCUUUCGCUGCUCCGGUUCCCUUCGUUGGGUUUCUUCCUUGAUUGUCACUUUUUUUUCUGGUUUUUUCCAUGCGAGAGCCACUGAUCCUUGUAUAACUUGUUCAAUUAGAAGUCUCAGGUUUGGACCAGCCUUUGUAAUUUUGUUCUUUCUCUGAAUAGCUAGCUAGGGUUGGAAAUAUUGAAAUGUGUAAAUAUAGGCUUAGUAGGUAUGAUGUUCCACCACAGGAGGUACCUUUCUUUCUGAAUUUCAUCGUUUUUGGUUGAGUGCUGGGGUGAGGAAUUUGAUUCAUUAUUCUACGUUUGCUUCAA
Theobroma umbraticum is the source of this 546-nucleotide messenger RNA. RefSeq lists its product as uncharacterized. The record is from RefSeq and is a predicted model, not a curated record. Lineage: Eukaryota; Viridiplantae; Streptophyta; Magnoliopsida; Malvales; Malvaceae.